Anoplophora glabripennis (Asian longhorned beetle) is the source of this 3205-nucleotide messenger RNA. Its product is annotated as kinesin-like protein Klp61F. Lineage: Eukaryota; Metazoa; Arthropoda; Insecta; Coleoptera; Cerambycidae. Gene Ontology annotation, biological process: microtubule-based movement. Gene Ontology annotation, molecular function: plus-end-directed microtubule motor activity; microtubule binding; ATP binding. The record is from RefSeq and is a predicted model, not a curated record. The transcript is spliced from 10 exons. Bases 36 to 2834 code for a protein of 932 amino acids.
UUGUGUUUAAUGUGAUAUUUUUGUGCAAAUAAAAAAUGGCACAAUUGCUAGUUAUACCUCCCAGAAAGAAAGCUACUGUAGCCGAAAAACAGAAUAUAAAAGUAGUGGUUCGAGUUAGGCCCUUGAGUAAACAAGAAAUAGAUGCUAAUGUGAAAGCGAUAAUUAAAUACUUGUCUCAAAAGGAUAUCUUGGCUAAAGAUAAAAGAUUUCAGUUUGAUCGAGUGUUUAAACCCGAUUCAAACCAAAUUGAAGUAUACCAACAUGUUGUUGCACCUAUGAUUCCAGACGUUGUAUCUGGUUAUAAUUGUACUGUUUUUGCUUAUGGCCAAACCGGCUCUGGGAAAACUUAUACUAUGACUGGCAAUAAGAGUGAAAGUCUCAGUAACUGGAAAGAAGACAUUGAUUCGGGAAUUAUUCCAAGAGCUGCUACACAUAUUUUUGAUGUUUUACCCUCCAAUAGACCUGAGAAAUCGGUAAAGGUUUCAUAUUUGGAAUUGUAUAAUGAAGAAAUUCGUGACUUACUCUGUGAUGAUGAUACCCCUCUUAACAUAUACAAUGAUAUGAAGGGCUCAAUUUUUAUCCAAGGUCUAACAGAGGUUAACAUUAGCGAUAGCGAAGGAAUUUGUAAACAGUUACUAAAAGGUAACAUAAAAAGACAAACUGCGCCAACCCUUAUGAACCAUCAGAGUUCUCGAUCUCACACUGUAUUUACUAUAACAGUAUUCACGAAAGAAAGCACGUCUUCUAAUGAAGAGAUUUUGAAAACCGGAAAAAUUAAUUUUGUUGACUUAGCCGGGAGUGAGAACAUCGCUCGAUCUGGUUGCAAAGAUAUGAGAGCUGUAGAACUAGCCAAUAUAAAUAGGUCAUUAUUAACUCUUGGAAGAGUUAUUCACGCUCUUGCCGAUAAAUCUAAAAAACAUGUUCCAUACAGAGAUUCAAAGUUAACUAGAAUUUUGCAGGAUAGUUUAGGUGGUCAUACCAAAACCUGUAUUGUUGCAACUAUUUCCCCUGCUUCAAAUUCAGUUGAUGAAACAUUAAGUACGUUAGAAUAUGCUUGUCGUGCUAGAGAUAUAAAGAAUUCACCGACAGUUAAUGAAAAGCUUAGUCAGAACCAAAUCAUUGACAGUCUUUUUAAUACGAUAAAGCGUUUAGAAUUAGAUCUUGAAGCAUGUCGUAAUGAAGUAGGCUUUUAUAUAAGUAAAGAUAAUUAUAGUACUAUAGUGGAAGAACUGGAGGCUUUAAGGGGUGACAAACUUUCAUUUGGAGAUGUUUUAAAGGAAAAAAAUAAGCAUAUUGAAGAAUUGGAGAGCCAAAUAAAAGCCAAAAAUGAAGAAUAUGAUAGCACUGUUGAGCUGUGUGAAAAAUCUAGAGAAAUAUUAGAUAAGUUAGAACAAGACAUUAAACAAAAAAAAAUCAGCCUCAAGAGAGAGCGCUUCGUUUCACGAACAUAUGAACAGGAAGCUAGUCAAUUGCAAAAGGAGGCUCAGGAUUUACUUAAAACAUCUGAAAUGCUUUCAGAACAAACUAACAUAUUACAACGCAAGCUAGAAACUCAGUAUCAUAUAAAUAAAGCAAAUGAAACUAACGCACGUGCAGCUGUUGCCAAAGUAUUGGAUAUGCUAAACGAAUUAACUGAGGAGAGAAACUAUAUAACUAGUAUGGAUGAUAAGAUGUGCAGGUUAUGUCAAGAAGACAUCGUCGAGUUCAAAGUUGCACUUCAAACCCCUUUAGUUACCUUAAAAAAUAUUUUUGAAAAUUUUGAUAGAAGUUUGAUUCAGGACUUGCCAAUAAAGGAAAGUGUUCUUCGAAUAUUGAAAGAUUUUUUAUUUGUUACUAGGAAACAAAUUUCAGAAAUGAAAUUAAAAUUUAAUGUUUUUUCUGAUGGUCAUCGUAAAUUCUCAAAUGAUGUAUUACAGUUCCCUACAGCUAUUAAUCAAGUUUUUGAAAGGUUUCAAGCAGCUGUUUAUAAUAUGGUAACAAAAAUUAGUGACUUAUUUAAUCAAGAAGAUACGGAACUUUUUAAUAUUAUUGAGCAUUUAGAAGAAGAAAUAUUAACUCGAAAAAAAGAGGAAGAAAUAAUGUAUGAAAAACGUAGACAAAAAGAUAAGUCAAUACUAAGUCAAAUAAAUUCAUUAAAAGAAAUUAUUUCAAAGCGUCAAGGGAAUAGAGAGGAGAAACUAUUAUCUGAACUAAUAGUAUUAACAAAUGAAUCCAGGAAUGAAGUGGAUAAAGUCACUGAAAAUUUUGUAGGUGCCUGCACAGAACUAAAUACAAACUUACCAUCACAUGAAAAUUUAGAUGAGGUAUUAGAUGAAGUGAAGAAAUUUGGUGAAAACGUGACUUCUGAAGCGAGUAAAUUGGAAGAAUUAUACAAAAUAGGUAGUAAUAAUGCAUUGGAGACCCUAAGUAAGACAGUCAUAUCACAUGUGCAGGACGUAACAACAUCUAUAAAUUCUAACUAUGAAUCAUUAAAUAGUCGUAUUGGCUAUAUGAUCGAUGAUAAGCGACAAGAAGACAAUUCAUUUAUACGUUUUAUUAAAAGCACUAACGAGAUACUAUCUGAAGAAUUUUUAAACAAAGUUGUUUCUAUAAAACAUGAAGGUGACACGCCGUCUCGUCAACCAGAAAUUAAACGGAAGGUGCUUGAUUCUCUUGCUCCAAGAGAGGUCCUACUUCAAAAAUUCAGUACAUGUCCAGAAUUAAUAACUGAAGAAGAGGACAAGGAAAAUUAUUCAGCAACGAUAAAUCUGUCAGAAUCUUCCUUUGAAAGUUUCAGAACAUCAAGUUCCGACUUUGAUAUAGGCGAUGAGGCAGGUGGAACUAACAUAGAAUAAUUAAUACUGUUGCUCAUUUUAUUAUUUUUGAAGCAGGAAAUGGCAAGUUUGUUAUAAAAUUAGUUUAAGUAAGGUACAUUCACUUUCCUUGUUUUUAACUCAAACAAAAAUACAUUUAAAAUUGUUUGACACAGUGCAAUUUGAAGUAGAUAAGUAUAUAAAUUAGUCAAACUAUAAUAAAAAUGUUAUAUACUUGAAUAUUUCCUUGCUAUUACAAGCUUUUUUUUCAUGUGAUAUCGUCCUGUGUUCUUUUUAUAUUUAUGUUACGGUUUAGUUCUGCUGUAUUAAAAAGAUAGCCCCCAUAAGCAAUGUAUCACUAAAACUUUAUAGAAUAGCUGUUUGAUAUAUUUAAAUAAUCUGAUUGUGUUACA